Molecule: messenger RNA, 2788 nt
Organism: Papaver somniferum (opium poppy)
Lineage: Eukaryota; Viridiplantae; Streptophyta; Magnoliopsida; Ranunculales; Papaveraceae
Product: ABC transporter G family member 6-like
Exons: 1
Coding region: 109-2403 (764 amino acids)
Cellular component (GO): membrane
Molecular function (GO): ABC-type transporter activity; ATP hydrolysis activity; ATP binding
Source: RefSeq, a predicted model, not a curated record
AAAAAAAAAAAAUCUCUUCCCUCCAUUUUAUCUAUAAAACCAAGUUAUUCCCCACAACAAAAUUUCUUAAACCAAAAUUUCUUCUCAAAACAAAACUCUCCAUCACGAAUGUCUCGUGCUAAUAGUUUCAGCGAAAAGAAACUUGGAGGUUCAAAUCGUAUUAGACCAUCAGAUAUUGAACUAGAAGAUUUAGAUGAUAGUUCGGUUAAUGACUGGAACAAUCCUGCAAGAAUGUCACCGACUCUUGGAGAACUCUUAAAACGUGUCGGUGAUUCAACACGUAUCGAAGGCGAUCUUAUACCUACGACGUCCGAGCAUCGAGUUAUCGAUAUGAAUGAACACGGCGGUGGUGCUGAUGAUUCUUUUUCUAAUAAGAUACCAUCAAGAUCUGUUCCUUUUGUUCUUUCUUUCAAUAAUCUUACGUACAGUGUUAAAGUCCCUACAAAAAUGAGACUUCCUACAUGUUUUCGUCGUAAAAACAAGCUUGGAGAUGAAAGUUUAGCAUCAUCGAGACCUAGUACAAAGACUUUGUUGAAUAAUAUAUCUGGUGAAGCUAAAGAUGGUGAGAUUCUUGCUGUUCUUGGUGCUAGUGGAUCAGGUAAAUCGACGUUAAUCGAUGCUAUAGCCAAUCGAAUAGCUAAAGGAAGUUUAAAAGGAACUGUGACACUAAAUGGUGAAGUUUUACAGUCUCGUUUACAAAAAGUGAUUUCUGCUUAUGUUAUGCAAGAUGAUCUUUUGUAUCCAAUGUUAACUGUUGAAGAAACACUUAUGUUUUCAGCUGAGUUCCGUUUACCUAGAUCUCUUUCUAAAUCGAAGAAAAAAGCUCGAGUUCAAGCUUUAAUUGAUCAGUUGGGGUUAAGAAAUGCUGCGAAUACUGUUAUCGGUGACGAAGGUCAUAGAGGUGUUUCUGGUGGUGAACGGAGAAGAGUUUCUAUUGGUACUGAUAUUAUUCACGAUCCUAUACUUCUAUUUCUCGAUGAGCCAACGUCUGGUUUGGAUUCUACAAGUGCGUUUAUGGUUAUCAAAGUACUUCAAAGGAUUGCUCAAAGUGGUAGUAUUGUUAUGAUGUCGAUUCAUCAACCGAGUUAUCGAAUUCUUGGUCUUCUCGAUCGGGUAAUUUUCUUAUCUCGGGGACAAACUGUUUUUAAUAGCAGGCCUUCAAAUCUUCCUCGUUUUUUCGAGGAUUUUGGGCAUCCAAUUCCAGAGAAUGAAAAUAAGACGGAGUUUGCAUUAGAUUUUAUCCGUGAACAAGAAGUUUCUCCUGCUGGUACUAAGAGUUUAGUGGAAUUCAACAAAACAUGGAAUUACAUGAAUAGGAAGAAUUCUUGUACUUACUCUGCAAAUGGUGUAGAUUAUCGAGGGUUAUCACUGAAAGAAGCUAUUAGUGCAAGUAUUUCCAAAGGGAAAUUAGUUUCUGGUGCAACAAAUAAUGAUCCUAAUUUUACAUCUACAAUGGAAACAUUUGCGAAUCCUCCAUGGACUGAAAUCAAUGUUUUGAAUAGACGCUCGUUGUUGAAUAUGAAACGAAUGCCUGAGCUUGUUGGUAUCAGAUUGGGUGCAGUUACUAUCACUGGUUUUAUUUUAGCAACAGUCUUUUGGCAUCUUGAUAAUUCACCGAGGGGUUUACAAGAAAGAUUAGGAUUUUUCGCAUUCGCAAUGUCUACAACUUACUACACUUGUGCUGAAGCUCUUCCGGUUUUUCUAACCGAGAAAUUCAUUUUCAUGAGAGAAACUGCUUAUAAUGCGUACCGCCGGUCAUCUUAUGUUUUAUCUCGUGCAAUCGUCGAUUUGCCUGCUCUAGUCUUACUUUCGGUUGCCUUUGCAGUAAUUACUUACUGGUCUGUUGGUCUAGCCGGUGGAUUCCAUGGGUUCUUGUUCUUUUUCUUGAUAAUCUUAGCUUCAUUUUGGGCGGGUUCUUCUUUCGUUACAUUCUUAUCUUCGGUUAUCAGUCAUGUUAUGGUAGGUUAUACCGUGGUGGUCGCAGUUCUUGCUUACUUCCUUCUAUUCAGUGGAUUCUUUAUGAACAGAGAUAGAAUGCCAGUUUACUGGUUAUGGUUUCAUUAUAUCUCUUUGAUUAAGUAUCCAUUCGAAGCUGUUCUGCAAAAUGAAUUCGCGGAUCCAAACAAAUGUUUCAUCAACGGAGCUCAGAUUUUCGAUACUACCCCGUUAAAAGGUUUCCCAAUGGAAUUGAAAGAAAAGUUAUUGAAAUCAAUAAGUAGUACACUGGGGUUCGAGUUAACGCCGACUACUUGCGUUACAACCGGAAUGGAUAUAUUGAAAGAUCAAGGUGUCACUCAACUUAAUAAGUGGAAUUGCUUGCUGAUUACUGUUGCUUGGGGUGUGUUUUUUAGGAUUCUCUUCUACUUCUUUUUGUUAAUUGGAAGUAAGAACAAAAGAAGGUGAAAAGAUUCGGGUCUGCCAAGAUAAAUUUGGCGGGAAGAAAUGGAAUUAUAUGUCAACUUAAUUAUCUUUUAAAUCAAUUACCUUGUUUUAAGAGAGGGUGGAAAUUAAGGAAGAAAAGUUGGAGUUUGGACUUUGGAAUGUAACUUGCAAGUUGCAUAUAUACUUUUGGGUUAAAUUAUUUUGUUUGUUUGUUUGGAUCUCCUAAACAUUCAUCACUUUUUUUUUUCUUCUUCUACUAUAUAAUAAUUGAAUUGUGAAUCUACUAUGAUCAUCUGUUUUUUGUUCUAAAUCAGUUCAACCACUACUUUCUGAAUGUUCCAACAAUCUCAAACAUUCAAAAACUUUGUACCAUACUUUUAUGAAUGUUAAAUUUACAAUUAUUACA